Penaeus chinensis is the source of this 1417-nucleotide messenger RNA. RefSeq names its product zinc transporter 2-like. Gene Ontology annotation, cellular component: plasma membrane. Gene Ontology annotation, biological process: zinc ion transmembrane transport; response to zinc ion. The transcript has 9 exons. The record is from RefSeq and is a predicted model, not a curated record. NCBI's taxonomy places the organism in Eukaryota, Metazoa, Arthropoda, Malacostraca, Decapoda, Penaeidae. The coding region runs from base 78 to 1394 and encodes 438 amino acids. Gene Ontology annotation, molecular function: zinc ion transmembrane transporter activity.
UGUAGCGCCCGGCAUCACAGGACACGUUCAAACAGACAGACAGACAGACAGACAGAGAGACAGACACACAAGCAGAUAUGGCGGAGCACAAGAAGUUACAAGGGAAAUUCAAAUCCAACAUUGGUUACGGAACUCUGCCUGAUCUUCAUACCAGAGUGGAAGUGGACGACGAGAAGGGCCUGAUCGAGACGGAGGCUUCAGAGGCGGACCAGAGCGGCUACCAGAGCUCAGGGCAUCCGAGCAACGGCAGCAACACCAGCAGCCACUACGUCAGUCAGUACACGAGUAAAAGGAGCAGUGUUGCCAGCGGGAAGUAUAGCACGAAGGAAGGGAAGUACGAACUGUGGACAGGUCGAGGUCGCAGUGACAGUUUUAGUAGUGAUGGCAGCGGAAGCAGUGACGAACUGUUCACGCGGUCGGGCAGUUCGACGUCCUCCCUGCACUGCCACGACGCCCUGACUGAGCCUCCUGAGGACCGGCGCGCCUUCAUUAAGCUCAGCGUGGCCUCCGUUCUGUCGCUCGUGUUCAUGGUCACCGAAUACGUGGGCGGCUACUACUCCUCCAGCCUGGCGGUCCUCUCCGACGCCGGACACCUCCUCAGCGACUUCUGCGGGUUCGCUGUCUCCCUCGUCGCCCUGUGGCUCGUCCGGCGGCCUCCGUCGCGGUCGAUGAGCUACGGGUACUAUCGGGCAGAGGUCCUUGGGUCGGUGGCGAGCGUCCUCAUCGUGUGGGUCGUGACCGGCCUCCUGGUGGCAGCGGCGGUCGAGAGGGUUAAGGGCGAGGAGUACACGCUAGAUCCCGACAUUAUGCUCCUUAUGGCGGGUCUCGGGAUCGCCAUCAACGUGGUCAUCGCCCUCGUCCUCCACGGCUGCGGGUGCCACGGCCGCUUCCACAGUGCCUACAAGAGCGAGCGGCAGAAUAUUAACGUGCGGGCGGCGCUCGUGCACGUGGUGGCCGACACCUUGCAGACUGUGGCCGUCAUGGUUGCAGCGCUGGUGGUGAAGUUCUGGCCCGAGUACAAAAUCGCCGACCCGAUCCUGACCUUCGUGUUCGGCUUCAUCGUGAUGGUGACGACGCUGCCCAUCCUCCGCGACCUCGCCCACGUGCUCAUGGAGGGCACGCCGAGGAACGUGGACUACGGCGCCCUCCUCAACGACCUGGAGGGCCUGGCGGGCGUGAGGACGGUCCACAACCUCCACAUCUGGUCCCUGACGCUGGACAAGAACGCCCUCUCCGUGCAUCUGGGGAUCGACCAGAGCUUCGACACGGACACGGUUCUCGAGGAAGCCCAGCGGAUGAUUCGUCGGCAGUACCACGUGUGCAAGUCCACGAUCCAGGUGGAGCGUUAUGCCCAGGAGAUGGACAGCUGCAAGAAGUGCCAGCCGAUUAAGUGAGAGGUGGAGCGAGAGGAGAGAGG